GGGAGUGGGCUCAUUUGUGUAUCCACAUCGGCCCGGCCCAUCUCGAGUCCGCGGCUUUCCCGCUUCCGAACCCCAAAAUCCGAAACCUAGCGCAGGCGGGCGAGCGAACGAGCAUGGGGUCGAGAUAAGAGGAAAAGAGGGAGUGAGUUCUUCCCAUAAACUUCUCCAGCUCCUGAGGGGCUCCUCGAAAAAGCGACAGAAGAGUAGUGCUGUACCUGAUUCUGGACGAAUGGCUCAAGCUGCAAGGCUGAAUCUCAGAAUGCAGAAGGAGCUCAAGCUCUUAACAACUGACCCACCUCCUGGGGUCUCCCUUCCUCAAAUUUCAGCUAAUGAGAACCUUUCAUCUUCCUCUUUGUCAAGCUUCGAGGCCCGGAUUGAAGGACCUGAAGGAACUGUCUACUCUAAAGGGGUUUUUACUCUCAAGAUACAAAUUCCUGAAAGAUAUCCUUUCCAACCACCAAAUGUGACUUUUGUUACACCCAUUUACCAUCCCAAUAUAGAUAAUGGAGGCCGGAUCUGCCUUGAUAUCCUCAAUUUGCCACCAAAGGGAGCAUGGCAACCAUCCCUGAACAUUUCAACAGUUUUAACAAGUAUUGGCUUGUUAUUGAGUGAGCCCAACCCAGAUGAUGGCCUCAUGGCUGAAACUAGCAGGGAGUACAAAUACAACAGACAAGCUUUUGACCAAAAAGCCCGAUUCUGGGCUGAGAAGUAUGCAAAUCAAGGAACUAGUGGAAGGAUCAAUACUUGUGGCAUGUCCAUGCCAAAGAUGGAAGUUGAGAGGACAGAGGUCUUUACAGAAGAUGUAGCCAAUGAGAAUGAGGGGGGCCAGAAGAGACUUCGGUUGACUGGUGAAAAGUUCUCACUAAAAUCAAGAACAUCAGUUAAAGAGAACCAAAAUGAUAAGGGGAAUGUGGCACCUCCUCGACGACUAUCAAUAUCAAGCUCUCAAAAUUCUCUUGUGGGCUCAUCUAAUGCUUCAGUGUCCCCACAUGCUACAACAAUUCAUACUUGUCACAAUGCUGAGAAGGCUUUGAAUGUAAAUCACCAGCAGAUGAAGGAAGGCCCAAAGAUCGUGGAGACAAUUAUUGUUGCAGAUAGUGAAGAGAGUGAUGAUGAGGGUGGCAGACAUUCAAGAUCAAGACUGUCUCUUAAGCGGAAGUAAAUAGCAGGAAAAUGGAGUGACCGACCAGAGAAAUUUCAAUUAGGUCCAUGAUUUUCCACUGGGACUGGUGCUGUCCUCUAAAUAUCAAGUCACACAUGUACAAACUCUGGAAUUUUUCAUUCUGUUCAGUCUGGUUACUAUCUGUUUUUUGCUAAAGAUCAAUGAUCACAAUGUGAAAAAAUUGAGACUAGCUAUAGACUUCAGAGACAUGAUAUGGAUCAGAAAUUUCUUGUAUUCUGGAGUCGUUGACAGGUUGCCUUGUUAUACAGUCCUAAAUGAUUCAUGUCA
Phoenix dactylifera (date palm) is the source of this 1450-nucleotide messenger RNA. RefSeq lists its product as uncharacterized. Lineage: Eukaryota; Viridiplantae; Streptophyta; Magnoliopsida; Arecales; Arecaceae. The record is from RefSeq and is a predicted model, not a curated record.